Molecule: messenger RNA, 530 nt
Organism: Pistacia vera
Lineage: Eukaryota; Viridiplantae; Streptophyta; Magnoliopsida; Sapindales; Anacardiaceae
Exons: 1
Coding region: 9-353 (114 amino acids)
Source: RefSeq, a predicted model, not a curated record
AAAAAAAAAUGAGUCGCAGAAAUGGAAACGCGCCAAAACUAGAGCUGAAGCUGAACCUUUCGCCGCCGAGAGCUGACCGGAGAAUGGAUUCGCCAAGCCGAUCAGCCACGGCGUCACCAAUGUCCCCACUGAGCUCAUGUGUGUCGUCAGAGAACCAAGAUGACUCUCUUAGAUAUUCCAACAGUCCGGAGGCCACAUCCAUGGUGCUGGUGGGAUGCCCCCGGUGCCUGAUGUAUGUGAUGCUUUCAGAAGAUGAUCCUAAAUGCCCCAAAUGCAAGAGCACCGUUUUGCUUGAUUUUCUUCACGACAACAACAACAAAAUCACCACCACUGUCAAGACAAGGAAAAGCUAGAGUAGUAGGUCCUGGUAUCUUUUGCUAAUUCUGUCGUUCCUCCUAAGACUUAUGUUAUAGCCUUUUGUCUUUCUUUUUUUUCUUUUUUUUUUACUUUUAGGUAGUGCUAUUAGUGUUCCGUUUUUCCUUAUUCCAAAUGCUCAAAAAAGAAAAAAAGAAAAACAAGAUUAAAGAGCA